Molecule: messenger RNA, 536 nt
Organism: Actinia tenebrosa (Australian red waratah sea anemone)
Lineage: Eukaryota; Metazoa; Cnidaria; Anthozoa; Actiniaria; Actiniidae
Product: epidermal growth factor-like protein 7
Molecular function (GO): protein binding; calcium ion binding
Source: RefSeq, a predicted model, not a curated record
GAACUCGUCUCGAUGUCAAAUAARCUAAUGAAAUAUGAAGGUGUACAAAUGCUUUCUCAUGUCACGAAUAAGGAACAAUUACGAGGACCCCCUGGACUUAAAGGAGAAAGAGGCGAAGAAGGACCAAGAGGACCCCCGGGUCCACCGGCGGAAGUCUUAGCAUCGAUCAUUGGACGAUUAACCCACUUUGAAGAACUUAUUAACCAAUGUCAGUGUGACAAAACCGCAAAGGAACCUAAACAGGAAAAGACAGAAACGGAACAUGCUGUUGCGACACAGACCUGAGGUACUUGAGCGCCAAAGCGGAUUGUCAGAAGACGUAGCUACACACUCUACUUGUUCCGAUCCAUGAUGCGUGCUUCACGCUAUCCGCGAAUCUAAACUUGCACGUACCAAGUCUUUAUUGAAAACUUCCAAACUUACCAACAACCAGUUUUGCGAUAUAUAUUUAUUUUCAAAUUUAACGCUCAUCUUAUAUAAUGCGUUUUUGUAGAAGAAUUUUCAACGCAGCGUUUAUACAAAUGGCUCGUAAAGUA